Messenger RNA from Dioscorea cayenensis subsp. rotundata (Guinea yam), 1102 nucleotides. RefSeq names its product MYB-like transcription factor 4. The transcript is spliced from 2 exons. The coding region runs from base 295 to 939 and encodes 214 amino acids. Lineage: Eukaryota; Viridiplantae; Streptophyta; Magnoliopsida; Dioscoreales; Dioscoreaceae. The record is from RefSeq and is a predicted model, not a curated record.
AAGGUGAAAGAAUGAAAGCAAGGCCUACCAAAACCAUCCACCCUCCCAACCCUUUUCCCUUUUCCCCCACCAACUCAAGCCUCUAGAAGAGCUCAACUCCCUCCUCUCCCUCUCCCCUCUCCCUCUCCCUCUCCCUCCCCCCUAGUCAAAGUCCUAUAUAUCCUCUCCUUGCACCACCCUUUACACCAUUCUGCCUCUUACUUCAAACCCUAAUCCUAACCCUAGAAGAAGAAGAAGAAGAAGAAGAAGAAGAAGAAGAAGAAGAAGAAGAAGAAGAAGAGUGAAGGAGGAGGGAUGGGGAGAUCACCAUGUUGUGAAAAAGCACACACAAACAAAGGAGCAUGGACAAAGGAAGAAGAUGAAAGACUCAUAGCACACAUAAAAGCACAUGGAGAAGGAUGUUGGAGAUCAUUACCAAAGGCAGCAGGGCUUCUUCGAUGUGGAAAGAGUUGUCGUCUUCGAUGGAUAAACUAUCUUCGACCCGAUCUCAAGCGUGGUAACUUCACCGAAGAAGAAGAUGAACUCAUCAUCAAGCUUCAUAGUUUGCUUGGCAACAAGUUGCCAGGGAGAACAGAUAAUGAGAUCAAGAACUAUUGGAACACUCAUAUAAGAAGGAAGUUAUUGAGUAGGGGAAUAGACCCUACAACUCAUAGGCCUUUGCAUCAACCUCUUUCAGAUAUAACCAUCUCUUUUGUUAAGCAAGAGGAGAGAAUUAAUGAAGAGAAGGAGAAAAUUCUAAGAUGUCCUGAUUUAAACUUAGAGCUUUGUAUAAGUCCUCCAUUUCAAGAGAUGAAUAAUUCUCAUCAUGUUGAGCCUGUGAUGAAGAGAGAAGGAGGAGAUCAAGGCUUUACUUUGUGUUUCACUUGUAGUUUGGGACCUCAUAAGAGUCAAGGGUGCAAGUGUAAUAAUUCUUCUUCUACUGUUGUUCUUGGUUUGUAGAACUGUUGCAUUUUAGAGGGAACUAAAAAUACUAACAAAAGACUCUAUUGAGUCUUUGUAUUUUUUUCUUUUUUCUUUUGUUUUUUUUUUACCUUCUUUGAUAAUUUGUAUAUUUAUUUGGCACAUAUAUGAUUAUCAAUACUAGUUCUAUUAUUUCGUUUGA